Nicotiana tabacum (common tobacco) is the source of this 915-nucleotide messenger RNA. The record is from RefSeq and is a predicted model, not a curated record. Lineage: Eukaryota; Viridiplantae; Streptophyta; Magnoliopsida; Solanales; Solanaceae.
AUGGCUGAAAAUAAAGUUGUUUCACUUGAUCAAAAUCAUCCACUAUUUUUACAAGCUGGAGACACUCCAGAACUCGUGUUGAUACCGCUCAAACUCACUAUGCCAAAAUAUUAUGCCCUUUGGAGUAGAGCGAUGAAAUUAGCAUUGCGAGGAAAAAGCAAGCUUGGCAUUGUAGACGUGUCGAGUGAAUUGAUGUCAAGUAUUGUGUAUUCAUCAAAUGCAAAGAAAGUUUGGAAUGAUUCCCAAGAGAGAUCUGACAGAUCUAAUCUCACCAGAAUAUAUCAUAUGUGGACUGCAAUUGUGACUCUAAGGAAAGAUACUAAUUCAAUUACUAGCUAUUAUUCAAAAAUGAAGGAUAUAUGGGAUGAACUUGAUAUAUUGGCCCCUUUGCCCUCUUGUGAUUGUGAGGAAUCCAGGCUUUCUGUAGAUCACUUGAAAAACAUAAGGUUGUUGCAAUUCCUUAUGGGAUUAAACGAUAGUUAUAGCAAUAUACACAACAAUGUAUUGGUAAAAAGGUCGGUUGUAACUGUUAAUGAGGCUUAUACAAUAAUUAGUCAAGAGGAGAGUCAAAAGACCUUAGGUGUUAUAGAUUCACACAAAGAUCCACUUACAAUAUUAGCAGGAAAAGCAAGAAGAACUGCAAAUGUAAAUACAACUACUGCAAAGGAAGAGAGAGAAAUGCCAGCUAUUCAAUCACCAGGUCAAUUUUUCACAGAAGAGAAAUACAAGCAGUUGGCUAGUCUGCUAUCAAAGACUAGUGCAGGGUACUGUUCUGCAAAUAUGUCAGGUAUAAUCUCUCUAUUGUCCACUGCAGCUGAUAUUUACAGUGGUAGCGUGAAGGGGAUUGGUAAAGAGAACAAUAGGUUAUACCUACUGAAAGAGAACAUAACACUAGCAGCAUCAAGAUUUUUGUAA